Messenger RNA from Drosophila takahashii, 4268 nucleotides. It is a transcript of the gene Stat92E, whose product is annotated as Signal transducer and transcription activator Stat92E. Gene Ontology annotation, molecular function: DNA-binding transcription factor activity, RNA polymerase II-specific; RNA polymerase II cis-regulatory region sequence-specific DNA binding. The record is from RefSeq and is a predicted model, not a curated record. NCBI's taxonomy places the organism in Eukaryota, Metazoa, Arthropoda, Insecta, Diptera, Drosophilidae. Gene Ontology annotation, biological process: regulation of transcription by RNA polymerase II; regulation of cell population proliferation; cell surface receptor signaling pathway via JAK-STAT.
AAACGCGUCAGUCGUUUUUUAGCCACUCAAACGAACUGUUCAAAAGCGGACCGAUUUUCAAGUGCGCAACCAGUUGAAUUCUUUUGCAACUGCACUUUGUCUUCGAGGACUCGCUUUCUAGAAAGCAUUUCUUUUCGCCAGGACUCAGUACUCCUUUAGAUUCCGAGUGCGCGGGUGUGCGAGUGUGUGUCCCGUCUCUCUCGCACUGCGUGUGUCUGUGUGCGUGAGGCGAGCGCGAUUUAAAAAUAAAACGGCAAAUACAUAAUAAAAAAAAAGAAAUAUCGAAGAGCAACAGCGGCAGGCGUACCAACACAAACAAACCGAUACCAGCCAGCCGUGUGUGUUUACACAGUGUUGUGCGCUGGUGUUUGUGAACCAAAGUUUCCUCCUAACCAUACUUAAACCAAACCAAAUCAGAAAAACACGAUCUCGUUCGCAUGUUUGCGAGUGCAUUUUAUGGACGCCUCAGACUCAUUUGCCUGUGGAAGCCAGUCGGACAUUGAUUGGGCCAAGAGCCUCGUCAAAGGGUCCCAGAACAAGAACUGAAAUCGAAACUGAAACUGAAACCGAAACCGUUGCACUGAUCACCAUACCCAUUCAGCUUUCACAGCUAAGCAUCCAAAAUCACAAUACCAUCAUCAUAUCCAUAUUGGGUAGAGCCAGAGAGCAUGAGCCUGUGGAAGCGCAUCUCCAGCCAUGGCGACUGCGAGCAGCGUAUGGCGGCCUACUACGAGGAGAAGGGCCUCCUCGACCUGCGCCUCUGCUUGGCGCCCUGGAUCGAGGACAGGAUAAUGUCCGAGCAGAUCACACCCACCUCCACGGACCAAUUGGAGCGCGUGGCCCUCAAGUUCAACGAGGAUCUGCAGCAGAAGCUUCUCUCCACGCGCACCGCCAGCGAUCAGUCGCUCAAGUUCCGGGUGGUGGAGCUUUGCGCCCUCAUUCAACGCACCUCCGCCGUCGAGCUGUACACACAUCUGCGCAGCGGCCUGCAAAAGGAGUUGCAACUGGUAACCGAGAAGAGUGUGGCUGCCAGCGCAGGCCAAUCGAUGCCGCUCAAUCCCUACAACAUGAACAACACGCCCAUGGUUACCGGCUACAUGGACACCAGUGACCUGCUGGCGGUGUCCAACCAAAGCUGCAAUCCGUCGGUGGUCCAAAGCAUGGCUGCCAUACACAAUGUACAAAAUACCGGCGGCAUGGUAUCGCCAGCCCUCGGAAUGGCCGCGCCCAAGGUGGAGCUGUUCGACUUGAAGCACCAGAUCAUGCAGAGCCUCAACGAGUUCGGCCAAUGCGCCAACGCCUUGAAGCUGCUUGUCCAGAACUAUGGCUACAUGCUGAACGCCACAUCCUCGCCGAACGCGGAGGUUGCCUUCAGAAGUCUGAUGGAUGAGAAGGCGUCCAUUGUGAACAGAAUGCGUCGCAGCUUUAUGUACUACGAGUCGUUGCACGAGAUGGUCAUACACGAGCUGAAGAACUGGCGCCACCAGCAAGCACAGGCCGGAAACGGAGCUCCAUUCAAUGAGGGCUCGCUGGAUGACAUCCAGAACUGCUUUGAGAUGCUCGAGACAUUCAUCGCCCACAUGCUGGCCGCCGUCAAGGAGACGAUGCGCGUACGGCUGGUCAGUGAAGAGCCGGAGCUAACAAUUCUGCUUGAACAGGUGCAGAAUGCGCAGAAGAACCUGGUCUGCUCCGCCUUCAUUGUGGACAAACAGCCGCCGCAGGUUAUGAAGACCAACACACGGUUCGCGGCAUCUGUGCGCUGGCUUAUAGGCUCACAGCUGGGCAUCCACAACAAUCCGCCCACUGUCGAAUGCAUCAUCAUGUCGGAGAUCCAGUCGCAACGCUUCGUAACUCGCAACACGCAGGUGGACAACAGCAGCCUGAGCGGUCAAUCGUCUGGCGAGAUUCUAAACGCCUCCAGCACCAUGGAGUUUCAGCAGAGCAACCAUUUGUUCUCAGCCAGCUUCCGCAAUAUGCAGCUGAAGAAGAUCAAGCGGGCUGAGAAGAAGGGCACCGAGAGCGUUAUGGAUGAGAAGUUCGCCCUGUUCUUCUACACCACGACCACUGUAAACGAUUUCCAGAUCCGCGUGUGGACCCUGUCACUGCCCGUGGUGGUGAUCGUCCAUGGCAACCAGGAGCCCCAGUCCUGGGCUACCAUCACUUGGGACAAUGCGUUCGCGGAGAUUGUGCGCGAUCCCUUCGUGAUCACGGAUCGUGUUACCUGGGCCCAGCUGUCGGUUGCGCUAAACAUUAAAUUCGGCUCCUGCACUGGGCGCUCACUGACUAUUGAUAACCUGGAUUUCCUUUACGAGAAGCUUCAGCGUGAGGAGCGAUCCGAGUACAUUACGUGGAACCAGUUCUGCAAGGAGCCCUUGCCCGACAGGUCCUUCACCUUCUGGGAGUGGUUCUUUGCCAUCAUGAAACUGACCAAAGAUCAGAUGUUGAACAUGUGGAAGGCUGGCUGCAUCAUGGGCUUCAUCAACAAGGCCAAGGCGCACGCUGAUCUGCUGCGCUCAUCGUAUGGCAUCGGCACCUUCCUGAUUCGCUUCUCCGACAGCGAGCUAGGUGGUGUCUCCAUCGCCUACGUAAACCCAUUGGGGGAAGUCACCAUGCUGGCGCCCUGGACUGCCCGUGAUUUCCAGGUGCUGAACCUGGCCGAUCGCAUUCGCGAUCUGGACGUGCUGUGCUGGCUGCAUCCCAGCGAUCGCAACGCCAGUCCCGUGAGAAGGGACGACGCCUUUGGCGAUUUCUACUCAAAGCGUCAAGAUCCCGUGACCGGCUAUGUGAAGAGCACAUUGCACGUCCACGUUUGCAGCAACGGGGACAAUGUGUCCACUAGCGGAACACCGCAUCAUCACGGUGCGCAGGAAAACAUGCAGUUGGGAAAUGACUCGCCACAAAGCGCCGUCGCUUUCUCGCCCCAAAGCGUCGUUCCUUACUCGCCAGAAAGCGUCGACACUUGCUAUAGCCCACCGAGACAUGAGGAAUCAGAUUCCGCACCUAUCGUUACGUUCGAUGUCAUAGAACAAAUUCUGAAUGGCGUCCCACCCAACGACCCUGUGAUAAAUGAAAUCAGUGAUGCCAUAAUGAAGAGCUCCUAUAGAGAUGGUGACUUUGGAAUGACGGACUUCGACUCGAUGGCGCAAUUUGAGAACUUUUGAAACUAUAGAAAUAGAGAAGCCUAUGUAUAAACGAAAUCAGAUAGCCGCCUGACCGUGUGCCGCUAUCUUGGAAGUCCGACGAUGAUGUUUACGCCACCUCAACGAUUGCAACGAUCUGGCGCAUGACUCAUUGUGCUAUUCGAAAGUUUUAUUUAAUGUUAUCUAGAUGUAAUUAUUAGAUUUGCGAAUGCAUCGUGUAGUGGAAGGUUUUGUUUUGCUUUUUGUGAAACGCCAAACCACAAGAACAACAUCAACAACAACAAUAAGAUCUACCAGAGCAAUGCAUGCAAAUUGCGACACCUCAACACAAACACCCACAGCACACAGCCAGAACAUUGACUCUAUCGUGAUUAUGAUUGUGUCUGACUUAUGCAGAAUUUAGAAUUUCUGUGUUGUAUAAACCUUUGGAAUGUGUCCGCAUGUUAUUCGUUUUAUAUUUUUAUAUAUACCUUUAUAUAUGUAUGCAUAUAAUUUCUUUUUUUUGUACAAUGGACGUGUUCGUCUGUGACAAAGCAUUACGUUUAAAUGGUAAUGAUGAGAGAAUCGGUUUAGUUAGUUAGUAACUAUUUGUUGAAUCUAAAUUUUUGAUUUUGAUUUUAAUUUUAAUCGCCUUAGUUUUAGAACUUUGAAAUACAAAUUACUUCGCGUGCUAAGCCUAUGUUAAUCGAAGAUGAAACAAAUCAACGAGAGCAGCAACGCAAGAAUUGUUUGCGUUUAUUUUAGUCUAUAUUUAAUCUAAGUAACAUUGUGAAUUGCUUUAUAACCCAUCCUUUAUUGGCUUCCAUUGCUGAAAAUGCGCUAAAAUUUAACCAAUCCGUGUAUAUUUUUUUUGAAACUUGUUUGUUUGAGUCAUCAGGGCAGAGUUUGCAAUGCAUUUCAAAUGCGCCAAAUGCGAUUGCCUUUUUAGUCAGCUAUCAGAGACACGAGAAGCACACUCACACCGCUUGCAAGGGGAGAUCGUAAACAUAAUCAAUUAUGUAAACAACAACAAUAAUAACACAACACUACACUUAGCUUUGUACGUGAACCUUAAGAAUUUUAUAAGACUUAAGUACACCCCCAAAUAAAUAAACAAUUCAAUAAACAAUUGAAACACUUGAAUGCGAA